This is a messenger RNA of Panonychus citri (citrus red mite), 1929 nucleotides long. Its product is annotated as galectin-8-like. The record is from RefSeq and is a predicted model, not a curated record. Gene Ontology annotation, molecular function: carbohydrate binding. Lineage: Eukaryota; Metazoa; Arthropoda; Arachnida; Trombidiformes; Tetranychidae. The transcript is spliced from 3 exons. The coding region runs from base 550 to 1452 and encodes 300 amino acids.
UGAAACCCGGAUGGAAAGUUAUUUAUGGCGGUUAAACCACAACUAUCGCAACUCAGUUUAGAUCAUUUAGUUAAUUGUCAUUAGCGAUUCAAGUUAGACUACAAUCCAAUUUGGAACAAUCAUUUUCUCUCUUUCCAUAGAUUUUCAAAUUUUCUCUUCCUAUUCUUUUAAUCGUCUUAAGUUUCAAUUCUUUCUUUUCUCCUCCUACUCUCAUUCCCUUAUCAUCCAGAGGACCAGUAGAGAGGAUAAGAGAUCUUCUCUCUCAUUCUAUCUCUCACUCUCCCUCUCUCACUCUCUCUCUCUCUCAGAUCACAAUUAUGGUUCUUUUUGGAUUCUAAUUAACCUUCCAUCCAACAGUUCAUCUUCCAUCAGCAUCAAUCUUUUAAAUUGUUCACCUCAAGUUUCCAGCAUCUUAAACAUUGUUUUCAUCUUUAACUUUUAUUCGUCAAUAUCAACACUAAACCGAUUGCCUUCGUUUUGACAAUCAAUUAAUUGUGUCAUCUUCAACUCUUAGAAUAAUUAAUUUUAUUGUGAUCUAUACCAAUUAAAAUGACAAAUCACAUUGAACUGACAGAUUCAAUGAAGGAUGUUCCAUAUUCGGGUCUACUUCCAUAUCCAUGUAAACCAGGAUUACUUAUAAAUAUCAAUGGUCGAGUUCCUGAAGAUGCAGAGAAAUUCUGCAUUAAUCUUGCCAAAUCAGGAUCUGGUGAUAAAGCUUUUCACUUUAAUCCUCGUUUCGAAGAGCGUUGUGUCGUUCGAAACAGUUUAGUCGAUGAUAAAUGGGGAACCGAAGAAAGGAAUCCAAAGAAUAACAUUCCUUUUACUCGAGGCGAACCAUUUAGUCUUUUAAUUCUUGUACAAACCAAUUGUUACAGAGCUGCUGUUAAUGGUGUCCACUUUAUCGACUUUGACCAUCGAACGCGUUUCAGUGAAGUUCGAAGGCUGGAAAUUGAUGGACAUGUAGUUGUUAAUAAGAUCAGUUAUCAUAUGGAUCAUAAUCACUCACUGGAUUGUACACAGUUUCUUCUCGGUUAUCCGAUAUAUCGACCGAAAUUACCUUUCAAGUGUAAAUUUCCAUCUCCCGUUCAGGCUGGUUUUAUGGUUUACAUUUCAGGUCGUCCUGAACUACGUGCCCAUAGAUUUGCAGUUGACCUUCUUUCAGGUGAAGAUAUUGCCUUCCAUUUCAAUGUUCGAUUCGAUGAGAAAGCGGUAGUUCGUAAUACCUGCACUUCAGGCGACUGGUCAAAAGAGGAACGACACAUCUCAUAUUUCCCAUUCGCUUUGGGUGUUAACUUUGAUAUGAUCAUUUUGAUUACCGAGCAAAAACUUAUGAUCGCUUUAAAUGGGCAACACUAUGUCAACUAUAAUCAUAAAGUUCUACCGAUUGAUUCCAUUGAUUCAUUAAGUAUCAAAGGUGAUCUUUGCCUUAGCUCCAUUAGAUUCUCAACAUGAACGGAUUUUCCAGAAAUUAUCUCGUUGAUUGUGAUCCAAAUACCAAAUAACAUUAUCAACUUCCGUCUAAUCGUCUAUUAAUUAAGGCGAUACAUAAAGAAAAUGAUUAUCAAACUCAACGUGAUUAACUUAUCCUAACUAAAAAAGUUCCUUCGAUCUAAUUUAUCUUAAAUUUUCGAUAAUUAACUAGUGAAAUUCAAACUCUCUCUCUCUCUCUCCUUUAUUCUGUAUAUCAAAACCGUUGCUGCCUCAUCAUCAAGUUAACGAUUUCGAUAAAUUAAAAUCUAAUCAAACUGUUAAAAGGAAAUUCCAAAUUCAUCUCUUUUACAGAGAUUCUUUCAUAAUCAAAGGCCAAUAGUUGAAAAUUAAUCUCCGUCAAUUUAAAGCUUUUGUAAAAAGUGAAUACAUAAUUAAACGAAUGAAUAUGAUAACUUAUUGUGAAAAAAUCAGUUAAUUAAAAUGCUUUUUGAACAUCGA